GAGAGGUAACUCGCAAGACGGAGGAAAGGGGCGGGGAGAGGAACCUCGGGGGUCGGGUAAAGCCCACUAGGAAUCCUCCCCGGUGCGCGGACGCUGUGGGCGGUGCCUGGGCCAGGGCUGCCGCUCACCUGGCGCUGCAGGUGGAGAGUAUGAGGGACAACACCUUGACUGGAUCUCGGAAAAACCGACUUCUUCCGCGUCACUACACUUUUCACCUCUUUCCUGAUAGCCUGAGGUCGGCAGGAGGAGAGUCAGCUAUGGAGACCAAAGGCUACCACAGUCUGCCUGAAGGUCUAGAUAUGGAAAGACGGUGGGGUCAAGUUUCUCAGGCUGUGGAACAUUCUUCCCUGGGACCUCCAGAGAGGACCGAUGAGAAUAACUACAUGGAGAUUGUCAACGUAAGCUGUGUUUCCGGUGCUAUUCCAAACAACAGUACUCAAGGAAGCAGCAAAGAAAAACAUGAACUACUCCCUUGCCUUCAGCAAGACAAUAAUCGGUCUGGGAUUUUAACAUCUGAUAUUAAAACUGAGCUGGAGUCUAAGGAACUUUCAGCAACUGUGGCUGAGUCCAUGGGUUUAUACAUGGAUUCCGUAAGAGAUGCCGACUACACCUAUGAUCAGCAGAACCAACAAGGAAGCGUGAGUCCAGCAAAGAUUUAUCAAAAUGUUGAACAGCUGGUGAAAUUUUACAAAGAAAAUGGCCAUCAUUCUUCCACUCUAGGCAGUGUGAACAGGCCCUUGAGAUCCUUCAUGCCUGACUCUGGGAGCUCUGUGAAUGGUGGGGUCAUGCGUGCCAUUGUUAAAAGCCCUAUCAUAUGUCAUGAGAAGAGCCCAUCUGUUUGCAGCCCUCUGAACAUGACCUCUUCAGUCUGCAGCCCUGCUGGAAUCAGCUCUGUGUCCUCCACCUCUGCCAGCUUUGGCAGUUUCACAGUGCACAGCCCUAUCACCCAGGGGACUCCUUUGACAUGCUCCCCUAAUGUUGAAAAUCGAGGCUCCAGGUCGCACAGCCCAGCACACGCCAGCAAUGUGGGCUCUCCUCUCUCAAGUCCAUUAAGCAGCAUGAAAUCCCCAAUAUCCAGCCCUCCGAGUCAUUGCAGCGUAAAAUCUCCGGUCUCCAGUCCUAAUAAUGUCAUUCUGCGAUCCUCUGUGUCUAGCCCUGCAACCAUCAACAAUUCAAGGUGCUCCGUUUCCAGCCCUUCCAACACAAAUAACAGAUCCACGCUUUCCAGUCCAACUGCUAGCACCGUGGGAUCUACCUGUAGCCCGGUAAACAAUGCCUUCAGCUACGCUGCUUCUGGUGCCCCAGCUGGAUCCAGUGCAGCCCGGGAUGUGGCUCCUAGUCCUGACACACAGGAGAAAGGUGCUCAAGAGGGCCCUUUUCCUAAGAGUGAGGAAGUCGAGAAUGCCAUCUCCAACGGAGUGGCUGGCCAGCUUAGCAUUGUCCAGUACAUAAAACCGGAGCCGGAUGGAGCUUUUAGCAGCUCAUGUCUGGGAGGAAAUAGCAAAAUAAAUUCUGAUUCCCCGUUCUCAGUACCAAUAAAACAAGAAUCAACAAAGCAUUCAUGUUCAGGCACGUCUUUUAAAGGGAAUCCAACUGUAAACCCAUUUCCGUUUAUGGAUGGCUCAUAUUUUUCCUUUAUGGAUGAUAAAGACUAUUAUUCUCUAUCAGGAAUCUUAGGACCACCUGUGCCCGGCUUUGAUGGUAACUGUGAAGGCAGUGGAUUCCCAAUGGGUAUUAAACAGGAACCAGAUGAUGGGAGCUAUUAUCCAGAGGCCAGCAUCCCUUCAUCUGCUAUUGUUGGUGUGAAUUCAGGUGGACAGUCUUUUCACUACAGGAUUGGUGCUCAAGGUACAAUAUCUUUAUCACGAUCGGCUAGAGACCAAUCUUUCCAACACCUGAGUUCCUUUCCUCCUGUUAAUACGUUAGUGGAGUCAUGGAAAUCACAUGGCGACCUGUCAUCUAGAAGAAGUGAUGGAUAUCCAGUUCUAGAAUACAUUCCAGAAAACGUAACAAGCUCUACUUUGCGAAGUGUUUCUACUGGAUCUUCAAGACCUUCCAAAAUAUGUUUGGUGUGUGGGGAUGAGGCUUCAGGAUGUCAUUAUGGGGUAGUCACCUGUGGCAGCUGCAAAGUGUUCUUCAAAAGAGCAGUGGAAGGGCAACACAACUAUUUAUGUGCUGGAAGAAAUGAUUGUAUCAUUGAUAAGAUUCGACGGAAGAAUUGUCCUGCCUGCAGACUUCAGAAAUGUCUUCAAGCUGGAAUGAAUUUAGGAGCACGAAAGUCAAAGAAGUUGGGCAAGUUGAAAGGUAUUCACGAGGAACAGUCCCAGCAGCAGCAACCCCCACCCCCGCCCCCACAGAGCCCCGAGGAAGGGACGACGUACAUCCCUCCCGCAAAAGAGCCCUCAGUCAACACAGCGCUGGUCCCUCAGCUCUCCACGAUCUCACGAGCACUCACGCCUUCCCCUGUUAUGAUCCUUGAGAACAUCGAGCCUGAGAUUGUGUAUGCAGGCUAUGACAGCUCAAAACCAGACACCGCUGAGAACCUGCUCUCCACUCUAAACCGCUUAGCAGGCAAACAGAUGAUCCAAGUUGUGAAGUGGGCGAAGGUACUUCCAGGAUUUAGAAACCUGCCUCUUGAGGACCAAAUUACCCUAAUCCAGUAUUCUUGGAUGUGUCUAUCAUCAUUUGCCUUGAGCUGGAGAUCGUACAAACAUACAAACAGCCAAUUUCUCUAUUUUGCGCCAGACCUAGUCUUUAAUGAAGAAAAGAUGCAUCAGUCUGCCAUGUAUGAACUAUGCCAGGGGAUGCACCAGAUCAGCCUACAGUUCGUUCGACUGCAGCUCACCUUUGAAGAGUACACCAUAAUGAAAGUUUUGCUGCUGCUAAGCACAAUUCCAAAGGAUGGCCUCAAAAGCCAGGCCGCAUUUGAAGAAAUGAGGACAAAUUACAUCAAAGAACUGAGGAAGAUGGUAACUAAGUGUCCCAACAAUUCUGGGCAGAGCUGGCAAAGGUUCUACCAACUGACCAAGCUUCUGGACUCCAUGCAUGAUCUGGUGAGCGACUUGCUGGAAUUCUGCUUCUACACCUUCCGAGAGUCCCAGGCCCUGAAGGUGGAGUUCCCCGCGAUGCUGGUGGAGAUCAUCAGCGACCAACUGCCGAAGGUGGAGUCCGGGAACGCCAAGCCCCUUUACUUUCACAGGAAGUGACGGAGGACAUCUCACCAGGAGAGUUUUGCCUUAAGUUUCCCCAUGCUGUUCUACACCCACAAAGGACCCAAGAAAUCCGGUUUUUCACGUGUGAUAGCUGAUUCCUACUUGU
Messenger RNA from Lontra canadensis (Northern American river otter), 3318 nucleotides. RefSeq names its product nuclear receptor subfamily 3 group C member 2 (gene NR3C2). Gene Ontology annotation, biological process: regulation of DNA-templated transcription. The coding region runs from base 150 to 3206 and encodes 1018 amino acids. Gene Ontology annotation, molecular function: zinc ion binding; DNA-binding transcription factor activity; sequence-specific DNA binding. The transcript has 9 exons. The record is from RefSeq and is a predicted model, not a curated record. NCBI's taxonomy places the organism in Eukaryota, Metazoa, Chordata, Mammalia, Carnivora, Mustelidae.